This is a messenger RNA of Panicum hallii, 1338 nucleotides long. RefSeq lists its product as uncharacterized. The record is from RefSeq and is a predicted model, not a curated record. NCBI's taxonomy places the organism in Eukaryota, Viridiplantae, Streptophyta, Magnoliopsida, Poales, Poaceae. The coding region runs from base 274 to 1125 and encodes 283 amino acids. The transcript has 7 exons.
UAUAAUAUAUAGUAUUCAAAUUUAUAGGAGUAAUUACUUAUAUGCAUUAAUUCAGGAGAAUGCAAUCCUUUAGCCAUGCAUAUCUAUCUAUUAGAGAAUUAUUAAUUGCUACCUAUGAUUGAUGCAUCGUAUCCAAAUCUACAAUAAUAUUAAUUGCUUUGGAUUGGUCGAUCAGAAUGAUUUUCUUUAGCCAUCUAUAUCUAUUAAAAUAUUCAAGCACCAAUAUUUCAUCUAUAUAAAGUGCUGGAACCUACUUCCCCCAUCAUAUCUCUAAUGAAGGAGGGGGAGGUAUUGUUUGAAGUAUUUACACCACUUGUGGGAAAAAUGUGGAGAUUGGUCCAGUUUGUUGUGCUACUCUCUGUCUUCUGUUCGAAAGGAGUUGCUACAACAUCAUUGUGCGGCAAGAACCCGCACCUUUGCAUGCACAUGCUAUUCAAAGAAGAGGUAUCAUCUAAUCGGAGCUUGAUGCCGAUCAAAGAAGAAGCAUCCGACAGUUCAGCAUAUAUACACCAUCAUGCAAUUUACCAAUCAAAUACAGGCUAUGAUUCCGUAGUAUACGGUACCAUGGCAACUUUAAGUGUUCAUGAGUUUCCGGCCAUCAAGAAGGGGCAAAAUAUAUUGGCUACUAUUAAGGUAGGGAAUUUCCAACGGGGCCAUAAGGAAUAUACUAAUGCUGUGCAUGCUGGAUGGGCAAUUCAACCAUCAUUCUACGGUGACAGCAAAACUCAUUUUACGACAGCUGAUGGAUACAAAUCUACCAGGUGUAUUGACUUAAAAUGUAAUGGAUUCGUGCCGGUUAACUAUGCACCAAUUACCCCAGGAGAUACUCCCUCCGACGGAGGGAGUAGUUUGGAGGGGCAAAGUAAGAUAUCAAUCAAGAUAUUCAAGAAAAAGGAUGAUGGAGAUUGGUGGCUGUACUUUGGUCAUGAUGGUCAAAACCUUAGGGCCCUUCCCGUGGGAUUUUGGCCAAAGAAUAUCUUCAACAGUUUGGCAGACCAUGCAAAUAUAAUAACUUGGGGAGGCUACACAGGAUCUUAUUCAGGAGAUUCCAGCCCGCCAAUGGGGAAUAACAUGUUCUACUGUGGGGUCCGGGAGGUUGUCGUGAUUAGAAUCAUUAUUCACUAAAAGAUCCGUGUCCAAUAAAAAUAAAUCAAAAGAUCCAUGCCAUUGCCUAGUCAACAUGCCACUCGGACGGUUGAAUGGAAGUCCUGAAGAUUUGGAUCCAUAUGACACAAUUAGCAAGUCUGAAAAUUUAAAUGUGCAUUUUAGAAGUUUGAUGAUCCAGUUAGAUGACACAGUCGGACAAGUUCAUGUACCAUCCAUGCAUUUUACUCCGCU